GCCUAGAUAGUCUCAGACAGUCUCAGACCAACAACGGCAGAACCGCACACCGUUUCCAUGAACUUUUUGAUUGUUGCCGUCACCGAACUAUACGGGUGAGCUCCUGCAAUACAUAUCAGCAGUUCUCUCUUGUCGCCGACAUAGUAUCGGAUCACCAAGCAUCAACAACGCAUCAAGCAGGUUCGAUUCCAUUGCUUUGAUUCUGCAAUACAGUAGACUAGGUAAGACAAUGAACCACAACAACCAGCUCCAAGUGCAGAGGGAGGAGACGAGCUCUGGGGUGAAGUAUUACUACAGCGGCAAAUGGAUUACGGAAGAAGAGGUUUAUGUGGAGGCCCUGGCAAAGGAGUUUCGCGAUGGGACCCUCGAGAUCCCAAAUGAGACGAGCCUAAGGACCUUCCUGUCGGACAAGCUCCAGUGCAGGGCCAAGCGCAUCACCAAGAAGUUCGAAAACACGGGUUACAGAGGUGCUCAGUCCUUCAAGCGCAACCUGCAUAUGUCCGAACAAGAGAGGAAGACCCGGUUGAAGGCUCUGGCUGCCCUCGAAGACAAAAUGCACGAGAGUCGAAGCCUCACCCUGUUUUGUCAGGAUAAGGCAAACACCAAGAAGAAGGCAAAGGCACAGGCGUCGUCGAAGGACACCAAGAAGAAGAAGAAGACCGCGUCCACGAAGGCUACCGGUCUAGAUACCGUUAGUACGUCUGAUCCCGCCGUUUCUGCUCCUGGUGCGGUUGCUGCUCCUGCUGCUGCGGCUCCUACUGUGGCAUUGGAAGCGGUUCCUUCAGCUCCGGUGGUACAGCAAGGUGCUUUCAGGAGGACAUCGAGUCCUUCUUCAUUGUCCCAACUCUCCAUGCAUCACCACCAAGGUCUCAGUCGCCCUGAUCUCGCUGCUUCUGUGGCGGCUUCGCUUGGAGUGGCUCGUCCAACUGUCACUCCACCAGUCCAACAAGACAUUGCUGUUGAGAUCUCGAACAAUCACGCUGCCAUCCUGGCUCAGAUCUCCAGUGCUCGUCGUGCCACCAUUCUUAACAAUGAAUUCCGCCAACAGCGAGCAAAUACCAUCAUUGCCCAGCAGCAGGCAAGGCUUCAGCUCCAACAGCAAGCUUCGUAUUCGCAGUCUCCUUUGCUCCGACGGCUUCAGGGGCAGCCAAGCCUUGACGCAGGCCUGUCCGAUUUGCUAAACUCCCAGUUUGUUCUCAACACCAGUAGUGGACGAUCUACCCUUGCUGCUCCUGCCCGCGCUGGUUCUCUCCACAGCGCCUUGCUUGCACCAGCUAGUAGUAGUACCAUUGGGAACCAGUUCGUGCUCAACCGCACUAAUCAGGAUUCGAUUCUAGAAAGCCGUGCUCUGGCCGCUCUUUGUUCCGAGGUCGCCACUACACACCUUCAACACGAACGACUCAAGCGCCUCUUGCAAGCUUCCAACAGUCCGACAUCAUGGGAGGAUGCACAGCAGGGCGCACCCAAACGAUCGAGAAGCUUCUAAACCUUCAAUAGUAAGAUGGUAUCGUAUGACGUGCAUGCACAAGCGACCGAGACCAUUUGUCCUCGUCCUCUAAAGAAACCAAUACGUACAUGGACUUACAUUUUAUAAAUAGUAUCAUACACAUC
Seminavis robusta is the source of this 1611-nucleotide messenger RNA. NCBI's taxonomy places the organism in Eukaryota, Bacillariophyta, Bacillariophyceae, Naviculales, Naviculaceae. The record is from the annotation of a GenBank genome assembly.